Messenger RNA from Bufo gargarizans (Asiatic toad), 2203 nucleotides. Its product is annotated as glycosyltransferase family 92 protein F13G3.3-like. Lineage: Eukaryota; Metazoa; Chordata; Amphibia; Anura; Bufonidae. The record is from RefSeq and is a predicted model, not a curated record.
AAACAGGCUGGUCACUAAGGGGUUAAAAAAAUACAUUUAAGAAGCUGACUGGAGCUGAUUAACAUGACAACUCACACCCUCUACUAUCGGCUCUGUAAACAAGAAAUAUCAGAAGUUACUGUGAAGCUGUGACUAGCGGUGCAAGUAAGAUAACCCCGGGAGCUAUGGUGAUCUGAAUAACUUACCUGCAAUAAAGAGACAACUUGGAGAGCGGUCGUCUGAGAAGACAUCCAACCAGUAAGCCAGUAAGAUUAUGUCUUCACUGCAACGCAUCUUCCUGUUGGUCUGCUUGCUAGUAUUCCUCUAUGUGGCACUCUAUAUUAGGAUUAACCUACGGAAGAGAGUGCAUUACAAAGUCAUCUUCUUGGCGGACUACAAUAGCAGCAAUGUAGCCAAGGAUACAAUCACACCUCUCAAAGGUAACAAAACGUUCAUCAUCGCCCCUUAUUACGACAACCGAGAAGAAAACCUGGUCCGAGUUUUAGGAAUCGUCCAUACAGAAGUUACAAACCUCUUCUGUUAUUUUUGUUGCUACGGGCAGAAACAUUUGACCUUAACUGAGGCAAUGAUCGACAUCCACUCAGAUCGCUUUGGCUUUCCCUUCGGCCUAGCUGAUAUAAACUGUUAUGAGCCACCAGAAUGUCAAGCAACUCAUAUGUAUCUUGACUCGACUUCAGGUGGAGACGUUGCAACGCUGCCCAGGUUUGAAAUUCGAAAUCGUGAGCGGCAGCCGUUCUCUGCAGAUUUCACGGUCUGCAUUUCCACCAUGCAUCGAAAUUACAGCAAUGCUUUACAGUUCAUUCAGACCAUCGAGAUGUACAAAUUACUAGGGGCGCAAAGGGUUACCAUCUAUGGUAAAGACUGCAGCCAGCAGGUAAAAAAAAUCUUGGACUAUUACAGCAAAGAAGGUACAGUGGAAGUCAUACCGUGGCCCAUUGAAAAAUACUUAAGGCCAUCUAGCAACUGGUAUUAUGAAGCCAGUGAUGACAAAGACAUUGGCUACUAUGGGCAACUCUCGACGCUGAAUGACUGCCUUUAUAGAAACAUGUACAAAAGUAAGUACGUUCUACUCAAUGACCUGGAUGAGAUCAUUUUACCGUUUAAGCACAUGACAUGGGACAGUAUGAUGGAAAAGCUUCAACGAGAAAACCCCAAUGUGGGAGUUUUCUUGUUUGAAAGCCAUAAUUUCCCUCAAACUGCAGUGACUGAUGGAAAUUUUCCAAAUGUUUCAUCAUGGAAAAAAGUACCAGACUUCAACUUACUAAAUCAUGUCCACAGAGAACCAGACAGACCGAUUUUAUUCAACCAUCGGAAGAUGAUUGUAGAUCCACGAAAAGUUAUCCAGACUUCAGUUCAUUGCGUUUUAAAAAGUUUUGGGAAAUCACUAAAAGUUCCCCUACAGACUGCCCUUGUUCAUCACUGCAAGGGGCCUCAUCAACCAAACCUCAAAAGGUCAUUACUAAUCAACAACAGGACAAUUUGGAAAUACAAUGUUUCGUUGAUUAGGAAUGUUAACCGAGUGCUAAGCCUAAUAUCAUCACACACUGAAACACAAAAACAUAUUUCUACUCAAGGUUAAAAAAAAUUAUCAGUAAAUCCAUGGCAUAUAGAAAUGAUGGCCAGAAACCAGGGCCAGGUUUAUAGAAAAUUGGACCCUGGGUGGCAAGCAAAGGAUGCCCCCUCUUCCGCGAGUAUUAUUUUUGUAAGGUUAGGCCUUGUUUGAAGCCUCCACUCCUGGUUUUGGCUUGCAAUCACACAUGAAAAUCACAGACUGAAACACUGAUGUGUGAAUAAGGUCUAACUCUCAUAAUUUGAAAUCUAUUGAUUUUGGGUGAAAAAGGAUUUCUAUGCUGGCUAUUUCUGAUUGAUAGAAAUGCUUAAUAUUUAAAAUGUAUUCCCGCAAAGAAAUGUAUUCAAAUUCUGUCCAUACAGAUUUAUUUGUGUACGUUUUCAAAAAUUAAAAUGAAGCGUUUUUAUAUAGAAUAAUAUAUUUUGUUUACAAAGAAGAUUUUUAUUGAGGUUUAAAAUGUGAAGGGGAAAGAACUUUCCUGAUAUGUUGAUUAUACUGGUCCAUCAUUGCGAUCUGUGCCGAUAUACUGUAGAUGUGUUCCAGGGUUACAAAGUAGAGAAAUACUAAGAGAGACAGAGGACUCACACGUUACAACUAAGGUGGAUCAACUUAUUUCACAUAAAUGAAUGCAUC